GGGAGUUAAACAUGCUGCAGCGCAACCUGAAAUAGCUUCGGUUACCAUACAGGAGGCCGUAGAUGUGGACAUUGUUGCACUAACUGUACUUGCGGUGCUGGAUGGCAACAAAACCGCUAAAAAGAAGAAGAUGGUUAGGCCGGAGACUAAGCAAUCUGGCGCUAGAGUGCCGGAAAGGACUGAAAGUGAAAGCUCGGGAUAUUAUUCGUAUGUGACCGACAACUCAGGGGAGGAGGACCUGGGUCCGGAUUUUGAUGAAGUUUAUAUGGAUGGCGUUGGAUCGAGUUUUGUUGCAAUUGGAGUUGAAUUGAAGAAGUUAGAGUCCGACAAUCGGCGCUUGAGAGGCAUCCGGGAAGGAUUUGAAGGCGUCCAAGAAAGAUUUGAGAGAUUUGGAGGUCACCGAGAGAUUUGGAGAAAGAGCAUUUGGAUCGACCUCGUAG
Messenger RNA from Cuscuta epithymum, 440 nucleotides. The record is from the annotation of a GenBank genome assembly. NCBI's taxonomy places the organism in Eukaryota, Viridiplantae, Streptophyta, Magnoliopsida, Solanales, Convolvulaceae.